Messenger RNA from Alternaria arborescens, 1155 nucleotides. RefSeq lists its product as hypothetical. Gene Ontology annotation, molecular function: FAD binding; oxidoreductase activity. The record is from RefSeq and is a predicted model, not a curated record. The coding region runs from base 1 to 1155 and encodes 384 amino acids. The transcript has 3 exons. Lineage: Eukaryota; Fungi; Ascomycota; Dothideomycetes; Pleosporales; Pleosporaceae.
AUGCGGAAACUGAACACUACAACACUCAGUCAAAAUGGCAAAACUGCGAUGGUCGGGGGUGGAACUAUGCAACACGAAAUCACUCGCUCGUUGUUCGCCUUGGGCAAGUAUGCAGUUACUGGGCUUUCGGCAUGUGUGUCGGUUGCAGGUCCAUUGUUAGGCGGCGGUCACAGUCUGCUCCAGAACCAACAUGGCUAUUCCCUUGACGGUCUCGUUUCUGCGCGCGUAGUUCUUGCCAGCGGAAAAGUUGUAGAAGCCUCUCGGACAACGAAUGCCGACUUGUUCUGGGCCCUGCAAGGAGCAGGACAUAAUUUUGGCAUUGUGACUAGCCUUGAGGUCCAGACCUAUGAUAUCCCUUCCAACUGGACUGUCUACUCACUCGUUUUCACGGCCGACAAGGUUGAGGCGCUCUUCCAGCUGAUCAACGAGUUUGAAGAGCCGGCUAUAAAACGUCCCACGAAGCUAGCACUUACAGGAGUGUUCGUGAGGAUACCUGCUGUCGAUCCCAUCAAUCCAGUCGUCGCAUACAAUAUAAUAUACGAGGGCAUGGAAGCGGAAGCUGAACCAUACGCCUUACGUUUCAAAGCGCUCGGUCCAGUAUCGACCACAGUAUCGACGGACGUCGACUACGUAGAGCUUUAUACGGUGACUGGAAACAAUCUUCAAAGCCAAGCUUGUACGAGGAACGAGAAUAUUGCAGGAGCCGGCGUCUCGCUACCUGCUUGGGAUCUUGAAGGUGUCCGUAAAGCAUUCACAAUAUUCGGUAACAUCACAGCCGAUCCCCGCUUUAAUACUUCCAUCACCUUGCUGGAGAACUACGGCAUGCAAGGUGUACGGGCUGUUGAAACAGCUUCCACGGCAAUGCCACCCGAGGAACGUGAGUAUCCAAUCCUCGCGUCUCCAGUGCUGUGGUGGGCUGGCGAUGAUGCGCAGACGACUAAAGACGCCUAUGCAUAUACACGUGCGAUGCGCAAUGCGCUGUAUAUGGGCCUUGACAAGAGCGACGAAAAACGACACUGCUAUGUGAAUUACGCUAAUGGGGAGGAGAGUAAGCCCGAGAUGUAUGGAUACGAUGACAGGCUUACGAAAUUAGCCAAGCUGAAGAAUGAGUGGGAUCCAGAGAACAGGUUCGGGUUUUAUAACCCGAUAGUGUAG